Messenger RNA from Melampsora larici-populina 98AG31, 315 nucleotides. RefSeq lists its product as uncharacterized. Gene Ontology annotation, molecular function: structural constituent of chromatin; DNA binding; protein heterodimerization activity. The transcript is spliced from 4 exons. Lineage: Eukaryota; Fungi; Basidiomycota; Pucciniomycetes; Pucciniales; Melampsoraceae. Gene Ontology annotation, cellular component: nucleosome. The coding region runs from base 1 to 315 and encodes 104 amino acids. The record is from RefSeq and is a predicted model, not a curated record. Gene Ontology annotation, biological process: nucleosome assembly.
AUGUCUGGACGUGGUAAAAGCGGUGGUAAAGGUCUCGGCAAAGGUGGUGCUAAACGUCACCGUAAAAUUCUUCGUGACAACAUCCAAGGAAUCACAAAACCUGCUAUCCGUCGAUUAGCACGAAGAGGAGGUGUUAAGCGAAUUUCAGGCUUGAUUUAUGAAGAGACUCGAGGAGUCCUAAAGAUCUUCCUUGAAAAUGUGAUCCGAGACUCAGUCACAUAUACUGAACACGCAAAACGAAAGACAGUAACAUCUCUGGACGUAGUCUAUGCUCUCAAACGUCAAGGUCGAACACUCUACGGUUUUGGCGCUUGA